ACAUGGCGGCGCCCAUGGAGGUGGCCGUGUGUACGGACUCGGCGGCGCAGCUGUGGAGCUGCGUCGUGUGGGAACUGCACUCGGGCGCCAACCUGCUUACGUACCGCGGCGGGCAGGCGGGGCCGCGCGGCCUGGCGCUGCUCAACGGCGAGUACCUGCUGGCGGCGCAGCUGGGCAAGAACUACAUCAGCGCCUGGGAGGUGCAGCGCAAGGACCAGCUCCAGCAGAAGAUCAUGUGUCCUGGGCCCGUCACCUGCCUGGCCACGUCACCCAACGGCCUCUACGUCCUCGCGGGCAUCGCGGAAAGCAUAUACCUGUGGGAGGUCUGCACCGGGAACCUGCUGGUCAUCCUGAGCCGCCACUACCAGGACGUCUCCUGCCUCAAGUUCACGGGCGACAGCGGCCACUUCCUGUCGGGCGGCAAGGACUGCCUGGUGCUGGCCUGGAACCUCUGCAGCGUGCUGCAGGUGGACCCCACGAGGAUCCCGGCCCCCCGGCACGUGUGGUCUCGCCACACCCUGCCCAUCACGGACCUGCACUGCGGCUGCGGGGGCCCCCUGGCCCGGGUGGCCACCUCCUCGCUGGAUCAGACGGUGAAGCUCUGGGAGCUGUCCUCGGGGGAGCUGCUGCUGUCCGUGCUGUUCGACGUGGGCAUCAUGGCCGUCACCAUGGACCUGGCCGAGCACCACAUCUUCUGCGGGGGCAGCGACGGCGCCAUCUUCCAGGUGGACCUCUGCACCUGGCCCGGGCAGCGGGAGCAGAGCCUGCAGGCGGAGCAGGACCCUGGGAAGGUCUUCCGAGGGCACAGGAACCAGGUGACCUGCCUCUCGGUGUCCACGGACGGCAGCGUGCUGCUCUCGGGCUCCCACGACGAGAGCGUGCGCGUGUGGGACGUGCAGAGCAAGCAGUGCAUCCGCACGGUGGCCCUCAAAGGCCCUGUGACCAAUGCCACCAUCAUGCCGGCGCCGGUCAGUAUGCUCAGCUCCGACUUCCGGCCCAGCCUGCCGCUGCCCUACUUCAACAAGCACCUGCUGGGCGCGGAGCACGGGGACGAGCCGCGCCGCGGGGGCCUCACCGUGCGCCUGGGCCUCCACCAGCAGGGCUCCGAGCCCAGCUACCUGGACCGGACCGAGCAGCUGCAGGCGGUCAUGUGCGGCACCAUGGAGAAGAGCGUGCUGGGCGGCCAGGACCGGCUGCGCGUGCGCGUGUCCGCGCUGGAGGACGAAGUGCGGAGCCUGCGCAAGAUCAACCGCGACCUCUUCGACUUCUCCACACGCAUCAUCACGCGGCCGGGCAAGUGAGGCGGGCAGCGGCCCCCCCAGCUCCGGCUCCGUGCAUACCCGCCGGCGUCCGGUGCCACGUGCAGGCGUGUGGACGCGUGGGCGCUGUUGUUUGUAACAAAAGAUGU
This is a messenger RNA of Lepus europaeus (European hare), 1408 nucleotides long. RefSeq names its product WD repeat domain 18 (gene WDR18). The transcript is spliced from 10 exons. NCBI's taxonomy places the organism in Eukaryota, Metazoa, Chordata, Mammalia, Lagomorpha, Leporidae. Gene Ontology annotation, cellular component: nuclear pre-replicative complex. The record is from RefSeq and is a predicted model, not a curated record. Gene Ontology annotation, molecular function: protein binding. Gene Ontology annotation, biological process: rRNA processing; DNA-templated DNA replication. Bases 3 to 1301 code for a protein of 432 amino acids.